Messenger RNA from Pteropus alecto (black flying fox), 5771 nucleotides. It is a transcript of the gene KSR1, whose product is annotated as kinase suppressor of ras 1. Gene Ontology annotation, molecular function: protein kinase activity; structural constituent of ribosome; ATP binding. The transcript has 20 exons. The record is from RefSeq and is a predicted model, not a curated record. Bases 314 to 2608 code for a protein of 764 amino acids. Gene Ontology annotation, cellular component: cytosolic small ribosomal subunit; small-subunit processome; ribosome. Gene Ontology annotation, biological process: rRNA processing; ribosomal small subunit biogenesis; protein phosphorylation. NCBI's taxonomy places the organism in Eukaryota, Metazoa, Chordata, Mammalia, Chiroptera, Pteropodidae.
GGCCAGCCGGGCGCUGCAGCAGUGCGGGCAGCUCCAGAAGCUCAUUGAUAUCUCCAUCAGCAGCCUGCGCGGGCUGCGCACCAAAUGCGCCGUGUCUAACGACCUCACCCAGCAGGAGAUCAGGACCCUGGAGGCGAAGCUGGUCCGGUACAUUUGCAAACAACGGCAGUGCAAGCUGAGCGUGGCUCCUGGUGAGAGGACCUCAGAGCUCAACAGCUACCCUCGUUUCAGUGACUGGCUGUACACCUUCAACGUGAGGCCGGAGGUGGUGCAGGAGAUCCUCCAAGAGCUCACGCUGGACGCCCUGCUGGACAUGAACGAGGCCAAGGUGAAGGAGACGCUGCGGCGCUGUGGGGCCAGUGCGGAGGAGUGCGGCCGCUUGCAGUAUGCUCUCACCUGCCUGCGGAAGGUGACAGGCCUGGGAGGAGAGCACAAAGAGGACUUGGGCUGGAGUUUUUUGGAUGCCCGGCGGGAAAGUGGCUCAGGGCCUUCCAUGGACACCCUCUCACCAGCCGGCCUGCCCUGGCCCGCCGGGAGCUCCCAGCUAGGCAGACUGGGCAGCAGUGCCCAGGGCCCGCGCUCCGUCUCCGUGUCAGCCCUGCCCACCUCGGACUCCUCAACCCCUGGCCCCAAUGAGGGCUUCACGGACACCUGUAUCCCCCUGCAUGCCAGCGGCCGGCUGACCCCCCGUGCCCUGCAUAGCUUCAUCACCCCCCCGACCACGCCCCAGCUGCGACGCCACACCAAGCUAAAGCCGCCAAGGACACCGCCCCCGCCCAGCCGCAAGGUCUUUCAGCUGCUGCCCAGCUUCCCCACGCUCACCCGGAGCAAGUCCCACGAGUCUCAGCUGGGGAACCGCAUCGACGAAGUCUCCCCACUGAGGUUUGAUCUCCCGCAUGGAUCCCCACAGAUGGUACGGAGAGACAUCGGGCUCUCAGUGACACACAGGUUCUCCACCAAGUCCUGGCUGUCACAGGUCUGCCACGUGUGCCAGAAAAGCAUGAUGUUUGGAGUGAAGUGCAAACAUUGCAGGUUGAAGUGUCAUAACAAGUGUACAAAAGAAGCCCCCGCCUGUAGAAUAUCCUUCCUUCCAAUAUCUAGGCUUCGGAGAACAGAAUCUGUCCCUUCAGACAUCAACAACCCAGUGGACAGAGCAGCUGAACCCCAUUUUGGAACCCUCCCCAAAGCACUGACAAAGAAGGAACACCCUCCAGCCAUGAAUCACCUGGACUCCAGCAGCAACCCAUCCUCUACCACAUCCUCCACACCCUCCUCGCCUGCCCCCUUCCCAACAUCAUCCAACCCAUCCAGUGCCACAACACCCCCCAACCCCUCACCUGGCCAGCGGGACAGCAGGUUCAACUUCCCAGCUGCCUACUUCAUUCAUCAUAGACAGCAGUUUAUCUUUCCAGACAUUUCAGCAUUUCCACAGGCAGCCCCAUUCCCAGAUGCAGUGGCCAAUAGCCGGCUCGAUGACCAGCCGAAAGCAAACGUGUUGGAGGAUCACGAAGUGGAGGCCGAGGAGCCGGAGGCUGGCAAGUCAGAGGCAGAAGACGAUGAGGACGAGGUGGAUGACUUGCCCAGCUCCCGUCGGCCCUGGAGGGGCCCCAUCUCUCGCAAGGCCAGCCAGACCAGCGUGUACCUGCAGGAGUGGGACAUCCCCUUUGAGCAGGUGGAGCUGGGCGAGCCCAUCGGGCAGGGCCGCUGGGGCCGGGUCCACCGUGGCCGCUGGCACGGCGAGGUGGCCAUCCGCCUGCUGGAGAUGGAUGGCCACAACCAGGACCACCUGAAGCUGUUCAAGAAAGAGGUGAUGAACUAUCGGCAGACACGGCAUGAGAACGUGGUGCUCUUCAUGGGGGCCUGCAUGAACCCACCCCACCUGGCCAUCAUCACCAGCUUCUGCAAGGGGCGGACGUUACAUUCAUUUGUGAGGGACCCCAAGACAUCUCUGGACAUCAAUAAGACCAGGCAGAUUGCUCAAGAGAUCAUCAAGGGAAUGGGGUAUCUACAUGCCAAAGGCAUCGUGCACAAAGAUCUCAAAUCCAAGAAUGUCUUCUACGACAAUGGCAAAGUGGUCAUCACGGACUUCGGGCUGUUUGGGAUCUCGGGUGUGGUCCGAGAGGAACGGCGUGAGAACCAGCUGAAGCUGUCACACGAUUGGCUGUGCUACCUGGCCCCUGAGAUCGUGCGUGAGAUGACUCCCGGGAAGGAUGAGGAUCGCCUGCCGUUCUCAAAAGCUGCUGACGUCUAUGCAUUUGGGACUAUUUGGUAUGAGCUGCAAGCAAGAGACUGGCCCUUUAAGAACCAAGCUGCAGAGGCCUUGAUCUGGCAGGUUGGAAGCGGAGAGGGAAUGAAGCGAGUCCUGGCCUCCGUCAGCCUGGGAAAGGAAGUCACGGAGAUCCUAUCUGCCUGCUGGGCUUUUGACCUGCAGGAGAGGCCCAGCAUCACCCUGCUGAUGGACAUGCUGGAGAAACUGCCCAAGCUGAACCGGCGGCUCUCCCACCCUGGGCAUUUCUGGAAAUCUGCUGACAUUAACAGCAGCAAAGUGGUACCCCGGUUUGAAAGGUUUGGCUUGGGCGUCCUGGAGUCCAGUAAUCCAAAGAUGUAGCCAGCUGUGCAGUUUUCCACCAAUUUCUUUUUUUUCUUAAAUGCGUUUCUAAAAUAGCCAAACAACCACCACAACAAAAAGCAACACUCUUCAAAACGUCAGCCACCUUCAUAAGUCCUGCAAACCAGAAGCGUGAGUCCUCAAUUCAGACUGCUCGUCCACAAAAAAUACGUGGGUCCUGGAGAUGGAGCCAUACCUGCUAUUUCUUAAAAUGACAUUACCAACAACCAAAACUGUCCUGACAGGCAGCAAAUGUUUACAUGUAUGUUCUGCGGAGUGAACUCAAGGUUUUACAAUAAGUAAUAAUAAAAACGAGCUGUGCAGUGGAGAGCUGGCACCAUCGGCUGGGAUGGUGGAAGUGGCCAUCCCCUCUGGAGCCCUUGUAGGCAGUGAGUCCACGCUGGGCCAGAAGGAAGAAAAGCAUGGAGAUUGUGACUGUUCUCAUGGUAGGACAGGGGGCUGCAAGGUUUGACCUAGCCUGUGUUUUGGCCCUAAACCCUAUCAGCGAGAAUCUCCCUCUGUACGAGUCUCCCCUUGUCCUAUCAAAAGGCCACUAUCCCUUCCUCCUUUUGCAAAGGAAACUCUGGCUAGGAACCCAGCUGGGUUAUGAGGGUCGGCAGUUCCCAGAGAGCUUGAAUUCACCUCUGACCCCUGUAAUCCAGCCCUUAUAAAAUCCAAAUUAACAUAUGGACUAAUCCAGUGGUUGCUAGCCAGGGUUUCCACUUACUGUAGAGAUGUUUUUUUUCAUGAAGCCCCCAAGGAGGCACCAAGGAGAUGGGUGCAGGGCCUUGGCUUUUUAGACACAUCCCAAUCCUGACUGACAUUUGACCCCAGAGCUAAGGCCCAGCCCAGCAGCUGUGUAUAUACCAAGAAGGCUUGAUCCACAAGAACAAGGACGGUCAGUAGAGGGAGUAGCAGUAAUGGGUCCCUGAGCUCACCCUCCCAACCACAAGGCGACCUGACCGGCCCCUUAGAAAUCCAUCAUCAGUCAUCCUAAAGUUCCAGAACUGCCCACCAUUCCUCUACCCCAGUCCUAUUGAAACCCCUCAGCCCAGUCCUGGCUUCUUCACUGUCCAUGUUCAGAGCUAAGAUGGGAGGCACGUACCCCUCCUUUCAUUUAGAGCCACCUAGCAAGCCCCCCCAAUCCUCAGAGCCUUCUCAAGCGCCAAGUCAGGACUUUUACUUGUGUCCAUUUGAAUCAGAAGGAGGGGCUAGAUUUGGGAAGGUCCAUGAUGUGAGAGCAUCCUGCCUGUCUUCAUUGGAAGCUGUUGCCCAGAAAAAAGUUCCAAAUGGCAAAGAAGCCCUUCAGGGGACAUUGUCAUUAGGCUCCAAAACCAGAAAUGACCAAAGGCGAUGAGAGUGGUGAUGUGGUUGGAUUCAGACCCAGAACCUAUGUCCAUGCUCUGAGCCGAGAUGGGGAGGCAUGCGGUCCUUCCGCCCCUUUCAUAGACCCACCUAGCAAAGCUCCCAAUAUUCAGAGCCCUCCCCAAAGUCUGGCCAAAACACCGUAUGAAAUGAGCCACUGCUUAGAAGCUGUGGGCUGCCUUCCCCUCUCCAGGCCAGGCACCCGAUGACCGACUCUUGCAUGGGGAGCACACUGUGAGACAUCACAAGGUACCUGGGCUGCCCACUGCCCGUCAGCACCCCUGUCCAUCGGCAAUCCAGACAUAAGCACCUUACCCUUUCCUGGUCAGGGUACGGGGAGGAAGUCAGGAGCUGGAAACCAGUUGGAUUCAGCUCCAUGUAGUCUCUUCUCCUCUGUGGGACUGUUCAUUUCUCCCCAUCGUGCCUUUGGCCACCCCUGUCAACCAUCUAAUGAGAUAACUUCCACCCAAAGCCACAAGGUGUGUGACUGCCUCUUCUGGCUAAGGCAGCUCCUCCCCACAGGUCUUCACCUUCCCAGGGGCUACAGUUUGUGCCUCUCAAGCCUCAGCCUUUCCCCUCUGAAUCCAUGGUCAUGCUGGUGAGCCCAAGGAUUGGACGGCAGCUAAGCAAGUCAGGCUCAACUCCUCCCCAGUGCUGACUCUCAGCCCACAGAAAGUCAGUCUGGGUUUUGUUUUUUCUCAUGUGUCACACUCAUGGGUCAGUUCAGGAAGCUUUCAUUGAGCAUUUACUGCGUUUUGUGGAAGUGCCGGGGGCCUGGCAAUGGGAGUGGCCACCGUCCCUGCCCCUCAGGAACUGACAUCUGCCAGGAACCCCAAGCAUAGAGCUGAGGGACAUCCUCUUCCGCUCCAAGGCCCUGAGCAGCCUCUCUGCCCUCGGCCUGAGCCUCUGCUCUGCCUAUCGUGUAAGAGAAAUGCCUGAGAAAAUCCCCCAUGUGGUCCCCUUCUUCCUCUAUUUAAGUGACUGUGAAUGAGGUUAGGAAGAUGUGCUUGCCCUUCUGUGUGCUUUCCCCGUCUACCUUGGGCAUACAUAAAGGACAGCAGAUACUGUGAAUUCAGCCCUCACGGCCAACUGUGAAGGGGAUAGAGAAGCUGGGAGAGCCUCCUCGGCAAGAGCUCUGGAGGCUGCGGAGAUCCCCACUGGGGUCUGAGAGUGGAGCCCAAGCUUUGGUUCUUCAGGACUCCCCCACCCCAGUUCCCCGCCUCACCUCCAAAACUCUAGGGCCUUUAGCCACCAGAGUCACAGCCAUUGGGUCUCCAUCAAACUUGAGGUCUCGAAUCCCAGUGAGUUCCCGGUUAGUCAUGAGCGGCGUGCAGCAGAGUUAACCUCUCCAUGUCACCAAAUCAAAGAUGUGUGCAGGGCCUUGGAAUCCCUCUGCCUUCUCAUGGCAUUCUUUCCAGUGAUCACAGAGGGGAGUGCCACGCCCUGUAAGCUCUGCUCUGUAUUGAUUUGGGAGCUGGUGGAGGCAUAAAUGUGAAGCUGGAUAGGGAGCUUAUGCAAUUCUGCAAUGUUAGCCAGGAUUUCAUCAGUGUAUGCAAACCCAGCAUCUCCUGUGGCCACAAGGCACGCACUUGCUUUUUUGAAUGUGAUGUAAAAUUUGUACAGUAAGUUUUUAUAUUUUCUAUCAACUGCAUUUGUCUUCCAGAAAUGCUAUUAAUUUAAAUUAAAAUGGUUAGUAUUAAUAAACGUGCUGUAUCACUUUUUGCCACUGGCAAGAACACACCCUCUGUGCCAGGCCAAGCCUGGGUGUCUGGAGUUUGAAUAAAAUUGUACCAAGGUG